AUGGACCAACACACCCCAUUGCUCGACCAAAACCUCCCCGCCCAAGCCCCCGCCACCGCCACCGCCCCCGCCGGCCAGCUCGCUCUCCUCUGCGCCGUCCGCUUCAUCGACCCCCUCACCUUCACCCAGAUCUUCCCCUACAUUAACCAGUUUCUCUCUCAUCUCCAUCUCAUCGAGCACCAGUCUCAGAUCGGCUUCUACAGCGGCCUCGUGGAGUCUACCUUUGCCUUUUUCCAGCUCUGCAGCAUCUACCAGUGGGCCCAUCUCUCCGACAGCAUUGGUCGCAGGCCCGUUAUCCUCGCAGGAACUUUUGGUCUCGCCGUUGCCACUGUGUUCCUUGGCUUUGCUGCUUCCCUUCCUGCCAUCCUUUUGUCUCGAUCUCUAGCCGGAAUAUGCUCAGGGAUUGCCGCCGUUCUUCACGCCGUCCUGGGUGAACUUACAAACCCCUCAAAUCAAGCAACCGCUUUUCCAAUUUACGGUUUGUUUUGGCCCUUGGGCAACAUUGUUGGUCCCCUCAUUGGUGGUGCUCUUGCAGAUCCUGCAGCGCAGUUCCCUGGGGUUUUUGACUAUCCUUUCUUCAGGGAUUAUCCCUAUUUUCUUCCCUGCUUCGUAACUGGCAUGUUUGCACUUCUUGUUGGUGUCUUGGUCGCUUGUUAUCUUGAAGAAACACUUCCCAGCAAACGUGCUGGAAGGAAUCAUAGCGUGCUGCAGGAGAGCCCGUCCACUGUGGAAAGUACCUCUCCUCAGGUUUCCAGCCAAGUCAGAUUUCAGCCGCACUUGGAUGCGGCGGGUCUGAACGAUGCACCUCCUCCAAUGACAAUGGCUCAGCUUCUUCGUAUUCCGGUUAUUCGUGCACUGACCUUUUCAGGUGUUGCUCUCUGUUUUACCGCUACCGCAUUUGACGCACUUUUUGUCCUUUUCUGCUACACACCCAUUCAUCUUGGUGGUCUCAGCUUCUCUGUGCGCAUAUAUGCACAUGUCAUCCUUCAUCAGGUAACUAAUCCAGUGCUAGGCAUCGCACAUUGGUUACUCCCUCGCCGUAGCGGGCACAUCGUCCAUAUUAAUUCAAAUAUCGUGCCUGCCGACCCUCCUCACCCAUAUCAAUCACGCAAAGUUAUAUAA
This is a messenger RNA of Psilocybe cubensis, 1122 nucleotides long. RefSeq lists its product as uncharacterized. The coding region runs from base 1 to 1122 and encodes 373 amino acids. Lineage: Eukaryota; Fungi; Basidiomycota; Agaricomycetes; Agaricales; Agrocybaceae. The record is from RefSeq and is a predicted model, not a curated record. The transcript has 4 exons. Gene Ontology annotation, molecular function: transmembrane transporter activity. Gene Ontology annotation, biological process: transmembrane transport.